Messenger RNA from Stereum hirsutum FP-91666 SS1, 2098 nucleotides. RefSeq lists its product as uncharacterized. NCBI's taxonomy places the organism in Eukaryota, Fungi, Basidiomycota, Agaricomycetes, Russulales, Stereaceae. The transcript is spliced from 3 exons. The record is from RefSeq and is a predicted model, not a curated record. Bases 406 to 1413 code for a protein of 335 amino acids.
UCCACAUCCCACUUCAACCUUUCACGCACCCCCUCUCCAUCCUCAUAUCCAUCGCCAAAACCCUCCCCAACAUCCGCCACAUCCGACUCCUCUUCAUCCUUCCUCAGCCUCCCGUACACCCCGUCCAUCCCCUCAGGCUUGACGCCACCCCCUUCGCCCUCCAAACAACGUCCGAAACCACACCAAUCGACGUUCAGCAUCGCGCAAGCCGAAGCCCUCGCCGCCGUCGAGGCCCAGAAGAACCACCACUUCCGCUUCCGUUUCCUCGGCCAUAAAACGAUAUCCCGAACACGCCUCGUCGUCCUGGCCGUUCCGCUGCUCCUCAUCGUACUCAUCACGCUAUGCACGCGGUACCUCUCUCAUCCUGCCUUCUUUGACAUUGUAUUGGGAUCGCCGGCAGGACAUAUGGAGAUGGAGAUGGAUCAACGUCUAUUAUGGUCCUCGACACAUUCGCCGCACCAGCACAUCCGUCGACAAGACUCCGGUUCUGGUUCAGAUUCAUCCUCGGACGGCAGCGACGACACCACAACGACCGCCUCCGCAAUAACCGCCGCCUCCACAAUCGCCUUCCCCACCUCUCUCUCCGUUUCUUCUGCCUCUUCCACCACCGGCACCUCUGCCUCCACAUCCACAGGACUGCCCACGGUACCAACAGCAACCCCAGUCCUGCCGAGCCCGUUCCCGCAGCCGUGGGACACGACGAGCAAUAAUAAUUUCUCGACGGUCGCGUGUUUGACGUUCGUGAGCAAUAUGACGAAUAGCGAGCCGUUUAGGCAGUGUAGGCCUUUCUCGCUGUUGAGUCAGACGAGUAGUGCGUUUUUGGAGGCCCAAGACAACAGCACGCUGCUCAACGUCGAUGUCUGGGGCACAUGCAACACCCCGGUCGAUAAUGCGACCUGCGUGGCGAACAUGGCCUGGUUCGAGGGACAGCUGAAGAGUGUGUGUGGACAGGAAUUGACGGAUCAGGUGCCGGUCGUCGUGCAGGCUCUGACUGGCCUCGAAACAUACACCCUCCUCCGAACGACAGGCUGCCUCACCGAUCCCACCACAAACACCUACUGCUACCUCUCCGCCUCCUUCUCCUCCAACCCCUCAGACUUGUACUUCUACUCUCUUCCCUGGGGUAAAUCGCUGCCCAACUCGACCCAGCCGACGUGUUCGAGCUGCACGAAGAGCGUUAUGGCGGUUUAUGAGGCCGCGCUGACCAGCGCGGGUGGGGAUGGCGAGGGUGUGCAGGGGUUGAAGAAGACGUAUGAGGAUGCGGCGGGGUUGGCGCAGCAGGCUUGUGGGACGGGAUAUGUGCAGAAUGCGGAGAGUAGUACGAGUGGGGCGCGGGGCGGCAGAGAGAGGUGGAGGGGGUUGAGCGUCGGGGUGAUGGUGGCGGCGGCGGUCGUGGGUAUGGGGUUGCUCUGAUGUUUGAUGCUGGACUGGGUGAUUGGGGUGAGGCGGCGGGCGUGGGGUGAAGAGGAAAGAGAUUUCGUUCCCGGUGUUUAUGUUUGGGCUUUGGGCUGUUUGGAUAUUUACCUUUACCCAUUUUGGUUUUGAUUUGACUUCUUUCUCUCAAAAAACGACUGUUUGGUUGUUGGUUGUUGGUUUCUGGUUAUGAUUUUCGUAGGCUUGUUGUGUUCUUAUACCUCCCCCUCCCCCAUCCCUCACCGACCCAUAUUCGGGAAACGUGUCUGCUUCUCUGCCAUUGUUCCCCUCCCCCUCUUGUCUCUCUUCAGGUUGUUUCGUCUAAGCAUCCACGGUCUUUUCUUCGGUGGGACACUCCUCUGCUACUUACUUACUGUUGUGAUCAAACGAGUACUUUAAUUAAACGCUAAACGUUCUUACUCACCUGCACCCUUUUUGGCCUUUCCUACAUGUGCUUCGAACCAGUCGAUACACAGAUAUGGAUACGGACAUGGACAACUUGAACAUGAUCGGACUGUUCGUCACCCCCCUCGCCAGCCCACCCAACUUUCCACCCUCCCGCCUUGCACAUCUCUAAGAUUCUUCUCCGUUACCUCCCACUCCUCAUCGUUCCCCACUCCUCAACACCCCCACCCCAUCCCCCUCGGGUUAUGGAGACCUUCACUUAUCCGCUUCUUCAUUCCCU